AUGAGGAUAGACAUCAGCCUUUUGUCGUUGGCCACUUUGGCUCAGACUGCUUCUGGACUUGCUACAGUCGCAAAUACAAGAGAAAUUGUUUUUCCGCUAAAGACGAACCAACACAAAGAUCUUCAACUGCGAAAUGUGAAAUAUGCAUUUCAAGAGCUGGUCGAGUCGACAGAUUUCUUUGUUCAGAAUUCACCAGCCCAAUUCUACGAUAGCACCUGCCUAGUACCUGCUCUAGGAGCUGAAGCUGCGUUUCAAUUUCAACAAAGCACCCCUAGCGAUCUGUUUCCCCAUUGGUCAACCGAAUUGGUGUUGAAAGUCAACACAAAUGCAAAUAGUGACUUUGGUUGGAUUUGUGCCAAAGUUUUCGAACAAAAGGAACUUUUCGAGGACUUUGUUGAUACCACUAACCUCUAUGAGGCGGUGGUAGAUCAUUACAAUUCACUGGGCCCGCAUCCAGGGUUCCCAGCGAGUUCCGCCGAGCUAUCCAACAGUCCCAAGUUAAACGAUUUGUUUCGAGAACAAGAUUUUUGCAUGGAACAACUCCGCGACACUGGUUUUGUCGUUUUAGACAAUGCUCCUAAGACGUCAGUUGCUGGACAUAGGCUACUUGACCAAUUCUUGCAUCACAAGACAAACCAAGAUACGAAUGUCCGUACAGAUUCGGUUCAUUUUUUGAGUCGAAAAGAGGCUCAAUCAUGUGGAUUUGAGGAGCACUAUGAUACAUUAAUGGGAAUCGCAUCAUAUUUGAAUGGGAACUUGGAGAUGAAGACGUCUCCACAUGACCCGAUGAACCCAGCCACCCAAGAGCAUCCGUUAACGAUUCCAAACUCGAUACAGCUGGCCGAAUAUGCAGAAAGUGAUUUCUACAAGGCCCAUAGCGACAACUCCUUGACAAACAAGAUGGUCUCUGACGUUCAAAACAACGACCGAGUUCGUGCAAACUUUCGACACUACACCUGCAUACUUUACUGCAACGACGAUUGGGAAGAGCAGGAUGGAGGCGCCCUUCGCCUGUAUCCCCAUACAAGAAAUUUAUCGAAUGCCAAUGAUGCGAUUUUGAAUGGCUAUGAUUUCUUCGAUGUUAGUCCAAAGAAUGGCCGACUCGUAAUCUUUGAUUCCUCCAAUAUCCAUUCGGUCGAAAAAGUGACUCACACUACGAAGAAACGAAGGGCUCUUACACUUUGGAUCACCCGACCUAACAAUAGUGGCGUAGAGGGCGAGCAAUAUUUUUAA
Cylindrotheca closterium is the source of this 1233-nucleotide messenger RNA. Lineage: Eukaryota; Bacillariophyta; Bacillariophyceae; Bacillariales; Bacillariaceae. The record is from the annotation of a GenBank genome assembly.